Mytilinidion resinicola is the source of this 969-nucleotide messenger RNA. RefSeq names its product septum-promoting GTP-binding protein 1. Gene Ontology annotation, cellular component: spindle pole body. The transcript has 3 exons. Gene Ontology annotation, biological process: regulation of exit from mitosis. Bases 1 to 969 code for a protein of 322 amino acids. Gene Ontology annotation, molecular function: GTPase activity; GTP binding. The record is from RefSeq and is a predicted model, not a curated record. NCBI's taxonomy places the organism in Eukaryota, Fungi, Ascomycota, Dothideomycetes, Mytilinidiales, Mytilinidiaceae.
AUGGGCGGCGACGACACCACAAUCACCGCGUCAACUGUGCAGGAACUGCCUCAGGUGCACAAUAAUGGCUUCAGCACCAGCCAGCAGAGCGACUACCGCCCGCAAACCUCGUACUCAGACACCGGCUUCUCCCGUCCUGCUCUUCACGGCUCGCACUCUGAGGAUUCUCAGUCGCACAAACCGGCCUUUUACCCACAAUCCGAUGCAGACACCCCGCCGCGAUACGGCUACAACAACGGCCAGCCGAUGGGACAAUCGAUCUCGCGUCCAGGCUCAGGGCUGGCGCAGCCCAGAUACCCAAUCUCAGAGGGCGGAAGCCGCUCCGUGACAUAUCAAGAGCAGAACCAGCGGACCUCGUCGCAACCACAAUCCGAAGCUGCGACCAAGAAUACCAGCGUCGUCAUCAAGGUGGGCAUGGUUGGGGACGCGCAGAUUGGUAAGACAAGUUUGAUGGUCAAAUACGUCGAGGGCAGCUGGGACGAGGAUUAUAUCCAGACGCUGGGAGUGAACUUCAUGGAGAAAACCAUCUCGAUUCGGAACACCGAGAUCACCUUUUCUAUCUGGGAUCUAGGCGGACAGCGCGAGUUCGUCAACAUGCUGCCCCUGGUUUGCAACGAUGCGGUUGCCAUCUUGUUCAUGUUCGAUUUGACUAGGAAGAGCACGCUCAAUUCUAUCAAGGAGUGGUAUAGGCAGGGUAGGGGUUUCAACAAGACCGCUAUCCCUUUUCUAGUGGGUACAAAGUACGACCAUUUCGUGAAUUUCCCACGGGAAGAGCAGGAGGAGAUUUCCAAUCAGGCGAAACGCUUUGCUAAGGCAAUGAAGGCCAGUCUAAUCUUCAGCAGCACGAGUCACAGCAUCAACGUUCAGAAGAUUUUCAAGAUUGUGCUAUCAAAGGCGUUCGAUCUCCGAUGCACCAUUCCAGAGAUAGAGCACAUAGGAGAACCACUCCUGCUCUACCAGUCUGUCUAG